Messenger RNA from Gaeumannomyces tritici R3-111a-1, 2262 nucleotides. RefSeq lists its product as hypothetical. Gene Ontology annotation, cellular component: exon-exon junction complex. The coding region runs from base 1 to 2262 and encodes 753 amino acids. The transcript has a single exon. Lineage: Eukaryota; Fungi; Ascomycota; Sordariomycetes; Magnaporthales; Magnaporthaceae. The record is from RefSeq and is a predicted model, not a curated record. Gene Ontology annotation, biological process: mRNA processing. Gene Ontology annotation, molecular function: mRNA binding.
AUGGCUGCUCCUCCCCGGCGCAGAAGACUCCCAGGCCACCGCAGGCGCGUCGAGGAUGAGGGAGAAGACGAGGGCGGCCCCGAAGCCCUUGACCUGCUCGAUGACGACUCCCUGACGGAAGGGUCUGUGGUCACCGAGGACCACGGCGCCGCCGAUGACAGUGACACAAGCAACGUUGAUGAGGCUUCGCCCACCUCGCCCAAUGCCCGGAAGGCGGUGGGGAAUGGCAUGGCCCGCCAAGGCCGCGGAAAACCAUCCGAGCUGGCGGACAAGACUGCUCGGGCCACCGUCACCGAUACCGAGAUCAUGCUGAACGGGCUGUCACUCAAUGACAGCACCGCACCGGCGCAAGAGAUGCGUUUCGACGAUCUGCACACGCCUCCUACCAAGUCUUCAGCUCCAAUCGUCGUGAGCUCGGCCUCGAGGCCUCCUUCGCAAAACACACACCCGGAGCCCCCUUACGAACGCCGCCGCAGAGAGCAUGAGGAGUACCGGAGGAAGCGGGAUGAGGACCCCGCCUUUGUACCCAACAGGGGGGCUUUCUUCAUGCAUGAUCACCGCGGAGCCGGUCCGUCCGCCAACGGCUUCCGUCCCUUCUCCAGAGGUGGCGGCCGAGGAGGCCGGGGUCGCGGCGGCUUCAUAAACCAGGGCCAAGGCCACAUCCCCUUCGUCAACCCCGGACAGCAGAUGGGUAAUGUCUCGGACCCUACGACCAACGCCCCUUGGGCGCACGAUAUGCACGAAGCCGUGGCAACCGAGCCCAUGGCCACCUCUAAUCCCCGCCAUACGCAGUACGUAUUCAACAACGGCGAGGGGCCCCUCAACGGGAACAACUCUAUCCCUCGUCGCCAGCCCAACCCACAGCCGAUCAACCGAACACUAUCGACCGAAAGGCAUAUCGGAAAUGCUCAAGUCCGCGUCUUCUUGCCGCCCAUGAAGGAGCCUCUCGUUUUCUCGGGCGUCGCCAUGAAGCAAUACACCAAGCUGCCCGACCACCGGCCCCCCCUCCGUCGCGAUAAGCCUGUCCGGAUCUCCCUACCUGACUUCCCACCGCGCUACAUCUUCCCUGCCAUCGACAGAUCUUUCAUCUUCAUACCUAGGGCGAUGCGGCCGAACCAGCAACGCAUGCGGGGUAAGCCGAGGUCGGUCUUCGGCUCCGUCGGCGGCUUCUCGAGGCGGACGAGUAUAUAUGGUGGCGGUGGCAGCUUCUACGGCAGCAUGUACUCGCCUAGCAUCGCCAUGAGCAGGCGCUCAUCCAUUACGCACGACAUGGGCCGCGACUACAUAAUCUCGCCCACCGGUUCCACCAUAUCGAGGCCCCCUCUUCCUCUUGACACCUCGAGGCAGCCAGUGGUCCGCCUUCCCCCGACUGUUCCCUUUGAGCAGCAGCUGUCGCCCCAGGGGCCAAUCCCUCCCGUGGAUGCCGUCGCCCCUGCGGUUUAUGCCGAGGGUGAUGGAUCGGUAGUCGCCGGGGAGACCUCUAUCAACGACCUCCCCCAACCUCAGGUUCACCCCCUGCCGCAGAAGCCCAACUUCCAAGAAAGCCGCCCUGCCACUCUGCCGAUGCACCAGCCGCGCCCUCAGAAGGCCGUCUCGGUGGAGUCGAUCGAGUCUCCUACCAUGUCUCUGAACCCGCCGCAGCCAUACCAGCAGGCCUUCCACCAGCAGGUCCCUGUGCAGGUCUCGAACAACCUGGGCCAGGACUCGCACCACAGACAUCCGUCGUACCCGUCCCAGCACUCGACUGGAACACCACUGUCGCAGAUCCCGGAGCGCGCCAUCCACGCGGCGCCCUUCCAGCCCAAUGUUUACUCACAACAGCCGCAACCACAACAGCAGGGCUUCUACGGGCAGCCGCCGUAUCCCAUGAUGCAGCCGCAGCCUGGAUACUUCUACCCUCCCGCACCCAACUACGGCGGGGCUAUCCCGCCCUCUGCGGCAGCGCCCGUAUUCGUUCCUGGCGCCCAGCCACCGCCACAGGCCCACCAGCAACCCCAUGGCAUGGGUCAACCGGGCCAUGGUGACGUCGGGGCUGUGCCACACCCCAACGGUGCGGCGCCUGGCAACCCCAACUUGAUCUCGCAGGAGAUCAACGGAACCUUUUACUUUUACGACGCCUCCCAGCUACCCGCCGUCUCUGGGUAUCCAUCAUACGGCGGUCAGCCGUUUGUUCCUGUUGGUAUGCCUGCAAUGAUGGCACCAAGCCCUGACGGAUUCUACUACCCUCCAGGCCCUGCUGGCAUGAUGUACUACCAUCAGUAG